This is a messenger RNA of Eremothecium gossypii ATCC 10895, 558 nucleotides long. RefSeq names its product Aps3p (gene APS3). The record is from RefSeq and is marked provisional. The transcript has 2 exons. Gene Ontology annotation, cellular component: intracellular membrane-bounded organelle; membrane coat. NCBI's taxonomy places the organism in Eukaryota, Fungi, Ascomycota, Saccharomycetes, Saccharomycetales, Saccharomycetaceae. Gene Ontology annotation, biological process: vesicle-mediated transport; intracellular protein transport. Bases 1 to 558 code for a protein of 185 amino acids.
AUGAUUCACGCCGUCCUGAUAUUUAACAAGAAGUGCCAACCUAGGCUUGUAAAGUACUAUACUCCUGUCGAUCUCCCGAAGCAGAAGCUACUACUGGAGCAGGUUUACGAGCUGAUCAGCCAGCGCAACAGUUCAAUUCAGUCUUCAUUCUUAAUUACGCCGCCCUCGCUACUAUCGAGUGGUAGUGAAACCAUUAACGAAGAUAUCCAAAUAAUCUACAAGAACUAUGCAACACUCUAUUUUACUUUCAUUGUCGACGACCAGGAGUCAGAACUGGCCAUCUUGGAUCUGAUCCAGACGUUUGUUGAAGCGCUUGACAGGUGUUUUGCGGAAGUUAACGAACUAGAUCUAAUAUUCAAUUGGCAAACUCUUGAGAGUGUCUUGGAGGAAAUUAUUCAAGGGGGUAUGGUAAUUGAAACGAACGUGAAGAAAAUUGUGGAGACCGUCGACGAGCUCAAUAGAACUUCUAACCAGGAAGCCAGGUUUGGGAAUGGACUAGGAAACGCUUUUCAGGCCAUCACCAUGGGUGGCUUUUCAAAUUGGGGUGCGCGGCAGUGA